GCUAUGAAAUUUCUGUUGGUUUUUGAUUUUGACCAUACAAUCAUAGAUGAGAAUAGUGAUACCUGGAUUGUGAAAUGUGCUCCUGAGAAAAAACUUCCUAACGAAUUAAGAAACUCCUACCGACCAGGACAUUGGACAGAAUACAUGGGCAGAGUCUUUGUCUACUUGGGAGACAAUGGCGUCAAAGAAGAUGAGAUGAGAAGAACUAUGACAACAAUUCCUUUCACUGUGGGAAUGGUGGAUCUUAUGGGUUUUCUUGGCGAGAACAAAGAGUUGUUUGACUGCAUCAUUGUUUCAGAUUCUAAUACAGUAUUUAUUGACUGGAUUUUGAAAGCUGCUGGUUUCCAUAAGGUGUUUGAUGAAGUGUUUACAAACCCUGCAGCAUUCAGCAGUACUGGCUAUCUUACUGUACAGAACUUCCAUGCUCACCAUUGUGCAAAGUGCCCCAAAAACCUUUGCAAAAGGAAAGUUUUAAAAGAAUUUAUAGAUAAACAGUUGGAGCGAGGAGUAAGUUAUACACAAAUUGUAUAUAUAGGUGAUGGUGGGAAUGACUUAUGUCCAGUAAUGUUUUUGAAGAAGGAUGAUAUUGCUAUGCCCAGGCAAGGGUAUACCUUGGAGAAAAAGAUUUCUCAACUGGCCCAAGAUCUCAGUCCUGUAGAGUGUUCUGUUCUGGUUUGGUCAUCUGCUAGAGAAAUUAUGUCUCAUCUGAAAGUGCUUUUAAAGGAAUAA
Pterocles gutturalis (yellow-throated sandgrouse) is the source of this 729-nucleotide messenger RNA. It is a transcript of the gene PHOSPHO2, whose product is annotated as phosphatase, orphan 2. Gene Ontology annotation, molecular function: phosphatase activity. NCBI's taxonomy places the organism in Eukaryota, Metazoa, Chordata, Aves, Pterocliformes, Pteroclidae. The record is from RefSeq and is a predicted model, not a curated record. The coding region runs from base 4 to 729 and encodes 241 amino acids. The transcript has a single exon.